AUGUCUUAUGGUCGACAUCCUUAUCCUGAAUCUUAUGUAAAUGGUCUCUCAUCAAAUCGAUCAAUAAUAAUAAAUCCUGCAGAAGAAUUACCAGCAAAUCAUUCGAAUUCCGAUGCUUUAACAUUAAAACUUCAAUCAGCAUUACUUAAACGUCAACAAUCAUUAGGUUAUGAUAGAAAUAUUAAUAUUCAACGUUCACCUGAAUCAAAUAUAAACAAUCGUGGCUCAAUUAAAAUAAAUAAUAAUAAUAAUAAUAAUCAAUCAAAAUGA
Messenger RNA from Rotaria sordida, 270 nucleotides. The record is from the annotation of a GenBank genome assembly. Lineage: Eukaryota; Metazoa; Rotifera; Eurotatoria; Philodinida; Philodinidae.